Messenger RNA from Didymosphaeria variabile, 717 nucleotides. RefSeq lists its product as uncharacterized. The coding region runs from base 1 to 717 and encodes 238 amino acids. NCBI's taxonomy places the organism in Eukaryota, Fungi, Ascomycota, Dothideomycetes, Pleosporales, Didymosphaeriaceae. The record is from RefSeq and is a predicted model, not a curated record. The transcript has a single exon.
AUGGCUGACAUCCUCCACCAGAACAGUUCUCAUUACUACGAGCCUGCUAAACGCCAGAUCUCGAUCGACGAGGAUUACAGCGACUGUGACGAAAUGUCUCAAUCUAACAACCCCAACCUAGUGACUCCGCCUGACGACAUGGAAGGCAUUAUGACACAGCUUUCGCAACUCACCAUGAACGCGCAAGGUCCACAGGAUCAACUACAGAGUCAAGCGCCUGCUCAAUCCAUCUCCGAAGCCGUACUAGCCGCCAACUGGGUCCGCAUCUUCGAACACCAUCACCCCACUCAAAAGCACGUGUUGAACCCAUACCGUGACUCUGACAAGCAGAUGACCAGCUUCAUCCGCUCGUGGUUCGCCUUCUCCGAGCUCAAAGGCUUCCUGCAUCUCGAUUCUUUGGUCAAUGCAAUGUCUACUACUAUGGAGCCAGGUUCCGAUGUAGAGGACCCAAGGAAGAAGUAUACGUCCUUCGAGCAGUGGUAUGGUGAUGCAGAGAAGCCGCCAGGCUGGAUAUUUGAUGGGGAGACCGAGAGUCUUGUGCUGUAUUCGCGCUGGCUUGCAAGUAAGGGUUUGGGUGCGCAGAUUGCUGAGCAGGGGCCUGGUGCUGGGGUCGAACAAAUCGGGACGCAGACGCAGACCGAUGAUGUCGAGGGUCAAGAUGCAGGCCUUUCGGACCAGCUUCAGCGGAUGCAGAUCGAUGACAUGAUGCUGGACUAG